UACGUGCGAAGCGAAUAUAAAGUCCGGUGCAGACUAAGUUCCCCCUUCCAACGCUCUUGCCCCCACAGAGUGUCCAUUCAAAAUGGCUGACAAAGUCACCGACGAGAAGGUUCGCAAUUCCGAAAUCGCAUCCUCUGUCGAGCAUGAACUAGAUGGCAUCCAUGAUGGCCUCGAGUUCCCCACCGAGGAAGAGAUCGCAACCUUGCGACGGGUAUCUGACAAGCUGCCAUGGAACGCAUAUUUGAUCGCCACUGUCGAGUUGGCUGAGCGAUUCUCGUUUUAUGGUUGCAGUGUCGUAUUCACAAACUUCAUUCAACAACCUCUACCUCCAGGCUCGCGCUUUGGUAACGGAGGUGCGGAUGGUCAGUCUGGCGCUCUUGGCAAAGGCCAGAACGCUUCCACCGGUCUUACUACUUUCUAUCAGUUCUGGUGCUACUGUACUCCUCUUCUCGGAGCCUACAUUGCGGACGCUCAUUUGGGACGGUACAAUACCAUUUGUAUCGGUGUGGCUAUCGCUUUUAUUGGACAUGUCAUCCUUAUCGUUUCCGCUGUACCGGGUGUCAUUGAAAAAUCGGAGAGCGCAAUGGCCUGUCUCACUAUCGCUAUGAUUGUCAUGGGCUUGGGUACCGGUUUCUUCAAGUCCAACAUUUCUCCUCUGGUUGCAGAACAAUAUCGUCGUACCAAGCUCUUUAUCAGCACCACGAAGAGCGGAGAACGUGUGAUCGUGGAUCCCGUUAUGACGGUGUCUAGUGUCUAUAUGUACUUCUAUCUGUUCAUCAAUAUCGGCGCGUUGGUCGGUCAAAUCUGUAUGGCUUACGCCGAAAAGUACGUCGGAUUCUACCUAGCUUAUACGCUUCCCACCGCUGUAUUUUUGUUGUGUCCGCUGAUCCUCUGGGUCGGGCGCAACCGGUACAUCCGCUCUCCUCCCACCGGAUCCGUCUUCGCGACUGUCAUGCACCUUUGGUUCUAUGCCAUGAAGGGCCGUUGGAGCUUGAACCCUGUCAGGACCUACAAGAAUAUGACGUCUGCAGACUUCUGGGAGAAUGCCAAACCGAGCAAACAUGUUGCUUCGAAGCCACACUGGAUGAAUUUUGAUGACCAGUGGGUGGACGAGGUUAGACGUGGGUUCAAGGCUUGUGCUGUAUUCCUUUGGUUCCCGGUCUAUUGGCUCUGUUACAACCAGAUUAACAACAAUUUGACAUCGCAAGCGGCUACUAUGACCACACACGGAGUACCUAAUGAUGUGUUAUCUAAUUUGGACCCCAUCGCCCUCAUCAUCUUUAUUCCCAUAAGCGAGAUGUUUAUAUAUCCUGCUCUCAAGCGUGCCGGAAUUAACUUUACUGCCUUGAAGAAAAUUACCGGCGGGUUCUUCACUGCUGCUACUGCGAUGAUUUGGGCCGUGGUCGUUCAGCAUUACAUUUACAAGACCAACCCUUGCCAUUAUUCCGCGUCUACAUGUGAGGAUGCAGAUGGCAACGCUCUCGUGUCGCCCCUAAAUGUUUGGAUCCAAACUGGCUCUUACGUUCUGAUCGCCUUCAGUGAAAUUCUCGCCUCUAUUACCGGCCUUGAAUAUGCUUUCACCAAGUCCCCCAAGAAUAUGCGUUCUCUGGUGAUGAGUAUCUUUUUAUUCAUGUCAGCAAUCGCCUACGCACUUAGCGAAGCCUUCGUUGCUUUGGCUGCUGAUCCUUUGCUCGAGUGGAACUACGGUGUAUUUGCUGUCAUGUCCGGUAUCGCUGGCCUUCUGUUCUGGCUCAGUGUCCGGAAAUUGGAUAGUGAAGAAGACGAACUCAACAACAUGGAUGAAGGCCACAUCACGAUGAUGAGCGAGGAUCACAUCACCAAUGAAAAACCCUAGAUAAUACGAUUAUUUUCUAGAUGUUCCUGUAUUUCAACAGGACAUUAUCAUGGGUUGU
Messenger RNA from Desarmillaria tabescens, 1913 nucleotides. Its product is annotated as peptide transporter PTR2A. Gene Ontology annotation, cellular component: membrane. Gene Ontology annotation, molecular function: transmembrane transporter activity. The record is from RefSeq and is a predicted model, not a curated record. The coding region runs from base 83 to 1855 and encodes 590 amino acids. Lineage: Eukaryota; Fungi; Basidiomycota; Agaricomycetes; Agaricales; Physalacriaceae. Gene Ontology annotation, biological process: transmembrane transport; oligopeptide transport. The transcript is spliced from 15 exons.